AUGGACGCCCGAACCCUGGCUAUUGCUGGCGGAGUCGGCAUACUUACACAUGUCUUGUACUUUCGGCGGGGGGAGCAUCAUCUCUACCCAUGGCGCUGCGUUUGGCUUCAUCUAUGCCUCUUUAUGGCCAUAUUGGCUCGUUUGCACGUCAAACAGACACCGCGGGACCCUGUAUCACCAGCCGGUAUCCUCGAGCAGACAUGUCUGCUCGCAGUGGCCUACUUUACGGGCCUCUUCACCUCUCUCCUCUGCUACCGCACCCUCUUCCACCCACUGCGCAACUUCCCCGGCCCGCGCGCCGCCCGUCUCGGUGUGUUUUGGCUCUCUCUGCGCCUCCGCAAGACGCCCACCUUCCGGUACCUCCACCAGCUGCACGAGGAGUACGGCCCUGUCGUGCGAAUCGGUCCCUCCGAGGUCUCCGUCAUCCACCCGGAAGCCGUGGCGACGGUCCACGGCGCACAAUCUCGCUGCACCAAGAAUGCAUUCUACGACAACGCCCACCCCAUGAUGUCCCUGCACUCGUGGAGAGACCGGAGCGCGCACGACCGGCGCCGCAGGGUCUGGAGCAGCGGCUUCGGCGACCGCGCGCUGCACGGGUAUGAGACGCGCAUUCGGGUGUAUCGGGAGAAACUAUUUCAGCGGCUGGAGGCCGAGACGGCCAGGGCGGGAUCAUCCAGAUCAGCUUCGCCGCCGCCCUUCGAUGUCAGCAAGUGGUUCACAUUCUACAGCUACGACAUCAUGGGUGACUUGGCCUUUGCGCAGAGCUUCGAUAUGCUCGACGCGCGGAAGAAUCAUUGGGCGGUGGAUGUGCUAAUGAAGGGGCUGACGGGGUAUCGGAUGCUGUGGCCCAGCUGGUUCUUUCGGUUACUGGCCACGAUGCCCUCGUUGGGGCUGUCGAAGGAUUGGCAUCGAUUCAUCGAGUUUGCGACGGAUACGUUGGUGAAGCGGUUGAAUGGCAAAGUGAUGAUCCCCGAUGUCUUUGCGUCUCUGAUCGGGCCGUUAAAUGGCCGCAGCCCCUCUGAAGAAGAGAAGAACGUGCUGAAGGGAGACGCCAUGCUGAUUAUCACAGCCGGCAGCGACACAACGGCCACAAGCCUAACAGCCAUAGUCUAUGAGCUCGCGCGGCGCCCCGACGAAGUGUCAAAGCUUCUCAGUGAGCUGGACCCAAUCCCCGUCGACAGUAACGGCGAGUACCUACACGACAACAUCGCGAAGCUCCCGCAUCUCAACGGGUUCAUUAACGAGACCUUUCGACUGCACCCGCCAAUCCCGGCCGCAAUUCCGCGCAAGACGCCGCCGGAGGGGAUUGUGGUUCGGGAUGUGAGGAUUCCCGGUGGCAUGAAUGUAUAUACGCCGCAGUGGAGUUUGGGCCGGUCCAACGCUGCGUACGUUGAUCCCUCGACCUUUAAUCCCACACGGUGGUACAAAUACCCCAGCCUGGUGAAGGACAAAUCCGCGUUUGCCCCCUUUGGAAUAGGCCCGUACUCAUGCAUCGGUAAGCCACUCGCCAUGAUGAAUCUCCGGACUACGGUGGCGCGGUUGGUCAGGACCUUCGACAUAACUUUUGGGCCGAAUGAGGAUGGAACGCGGUGGAUGAAUGCUGCGGACGAUCACUUUGCUAUGGGGAUCGAGCAUAUGCCUGUUAUUCUUACUAAACGUCGGUAG
This is a messenger RNA of Aspergillus steynii IBT 23096, 1665 nucleotides long. RefSeq names its product cytochrome P450 monooxygenase ftmC (gene ftmC). Gene Ontology annotation, molecular function: iron ion binding; heme binding; monooxygenase activity. The transcript has 5 exons. Bases 1 to 1665 code for a protein of 554 amino acids. NCBI's taxonomy places the organism in Eukaryota, Fungi, Ascomycota, Eurotiomycetes, Eurotiales, Aspergillaceae. The record is from RefSeq and is a predicted model, not a curated record.